Anolis sagrei ordinatus is the source of this 577-nucleotide messenger RNA. NCBI's taxonomy places the organism in Eukaryota, Metazoa, Chordata, Lepidosauria, Squamata, Anolidae. The record is from RefSeq and is a predicted model, not a curated record.
GUGGUCACCGGUGCAACAUCCGGCAUUGGAAAAGCUUACGCCCAUGAGCUUGCCAAGAAAGGUCUCGAUGUCGUCCUGGUCAGCCGCUCCAUGGAAAAGCUGAAGCAAGUGGCUGAUGAAAUCGAGCAACUCCAUGGCCGGAGCACCAAAGUGAUCCAGGCGGACUUUACAGGUGGCUCCGAAAUCUACGAAUCUAUCCACAAAACUCUGCACGGAUUGGAGAUUGGUGUUUUGGUGAACAACGUUGGCACGAACCAGGUGAUGCCGUUAGAUUUCCUGCGGACCCCCGACAUUGAUAAGUACAUAAACGACGUGGUGAAUUGCAACAUCCUUUCAACCCUGAAGAUGACGGAAGCCAUCCUUCCUCAAAUGGUCACCAGGAAGAAGGGGAUUAUAAUAAAUAUGUCUUCCGCAAGUGCCUGGAGACCCACGGCCUGGGCUGCGCUGUACAGCUCCAGCAAGGCUUUUGUCGAUUUCUUCUCACGGGCGUUAAAUGUGGAAUACAGGUCUAAAGGCAUCAUUGUACAGGUAUGUUACAACUGAGAUGGCCUUUUAACUCCUUCUUUUUUCAUCUACA